This is a messenger RNA of Anisakis simplex (herring worm), 687 nucleotides long. The record is from the annotation of a GenBank genome assembly. NCBI's taxonomy places the organism in Eukaryota, Metazoa, Nematoda, Chromadorea, Rhabditida, Anisakidae.
AUGAUUACAAAAACUGUGAACAGUAGUUUGUUUGAGUAUGUGGGGGCGUUGGUACUGGCCGAAGAAGCAUUGAAUGACGUGCUGUCCGUACUGAACACACCAGAAUUCGAAACGAUGGAAGGAUGGAAAAAGAAGAAGGAAAAGAAUAACGACACUGUCUUCUCGAAACGUUUCGAAUUUGGCAAAGUUUUCACGCUUCGAAUCGAAUUGGACGCACCUCGAGAGCAGCUUUUCACCGAACACUGGGAUCAUUUUGUUGAAACUGCGAACCUGAACAAAAAUACAUCGUUAGCUGAAAAAGUGGCAGUCUUGUCGCCGCAUGUCGAGAUAAUUCAUUACGCAAUGAAAGACGCUGGUCUGGUGAAGGGUCGCGAUUUUGUAACAAGUCGUAUUUAUCGUCGAAUUGAUGGUGAUAUUAUUGAGGCGGCUAGAAGUUAUGAUACGGAUGAAGUAGAGCGAUAUAAGAAAAAGAUUCGAGGUAAACUGAUAUUGGGUGGAGGUCGUUUUCGCGUGCAUCCGAAAGACGCGAACAAAACCGUGCUUGAUUAUCUGAUUUGUCUGGAUUUCAACGGACCUGAUUUGACGAAACCGGUUGUGGAAUCUACGCUUUCAAAGUUCAUUCUGCAAGAUGCAGACUGGGCUAGAGAAGAGAUCGAAAGGAAAAAGGCUGAAAACAAUUCGAAAUAG